Plasmodium gonderi is the source of this 2580-nucleotide messenger RNA. RefSeq lists its product as hypothetical. The transcript has a single exon. NCBI's taxonomy places the organism in Eukaryota, Apicomplexa, Aconoidasida, Haemosporida, Plasmodiidae. The coding region runs from base 1 to 2580 and encodes 859 amino acids. The record is from RefSeq and is a predicted model, not a curated record.
AUGAAAUAUGAGAAAAAAUACUGGAAUAGCGAUAAGGGGAAAAAAAAGAAUGAAAAUUUUCCGAACGAUGACAAUUAUAGGGUAAAAAACAGAAGAUAUGGAAAAAAUGAGGAAGGAGGGGGGGGAUCAGGAAGAGGUUAUAGUAACAAGCCACAUCACCAUGACACGCGACGCAGUGAAAAAUUGCACAGUGAUAUAAUUUCGAGCAAUGAAUUAAAUUUAGAAAAAUCGAGUUAUACACCAUUUUCCCAAAAUUUUAAAAGAAAUAAUAAUUAUGAAGGGAAAAAUAAAAUGUUAGACAAGAGGGGCCAUCGAAAUAAUCAGUAUAUGCCUCCAUCAUAUAAAAGGGGAACGAUGAAUCAAAAAGCGAAUAUGACAAGUGGCAUGAAAAAUAAUAAUUCUCGUUUUCAUAAGAAAUAUAUAAGAAAUUCUGAUGAAAGAGGAUUAAAAUUUAAUACAUAUGAAAGUGGUGAUUACAAUAUGAAGAAUAACUUUGAUGAUGAUCAUCAGUCGCAUGAGUAUAAUUACAACAAAAUGCAUAAUUACCUCAAAAGUGACACUUAUCAUGCAGAAGACAAUAAUUUUCAUCAUAGUGAUAAUAAUGAUGGAGCUGGUGCUAAUUAUGACAACUACCAUGACGGUGAUAAUGGCUACAGCUUAGGAGACUAUUACUAUCUCGGUGACAAUAAUGACAAUGGUAACAAUAACAACAACGACGACCAUAGUGGUGGUGAUCGAUUCUGUGAUAGUUAUAGUAGAAAUUACAAUCAUGGUAAAUAUAACAAAAACAGUAGUAACAGUACCAUUCAUCAUAUUCCUAAAAAUAAAUAUGCGUAUGAGGAUAACCAAGGAAAUAAUUAUAUGCAAAGUUACGAUGAAAAAUAUGGAGCAAUCCGUAAUGAUGUUUGUAAUCAUCAUGAUAAUCAAGAUAUUGAUGAUUCCAAAAAAGGUGACGUUCGCCAAGAUCUGAAUAAUCUACAUAGGGACCUGCACAAUUUACUUUUUUGCCCAUCGAAAACGGAUAAUGAAAAAACCACAAGUAAAACAAAUACCACACCUCAAAAUAAAGAUAGAAACGAAAGUGUGUUGAGUAAGUUGUCCAUUUUGCGAAAUAUUCCUUUUAACGUGAAGCCGUCCGAGAAAGGUGGAAACAAGGAAGAAGGGAAUGGCAGUGAAGAAGAUAAUAAACAUAUUAAUAAUCAAAGGACUGAAAGACAAACAAGCGGUGAUGAACAUAAAACCAAUUACAACAAUAAAACAGCCAUGAUACUGGAUGAUCUAAAAAGGUGCCUUUACAGCAGUAGCAAUUGCGGGGCAAAGAAAACUCACGCAGUGAGUGAUGACAUUAUGACUAAAGUUCCAAAUCGCCAUGAUAGAGAAACGAAAACUGACCAAGACUAUUACUCAAAUAGUUUUGUGGAAAAUGAUGAUAAUUAUUUUAACGUUAACAAUGUUAGAGCUUAUAGAAAAUUUGGGGGAAGUGAAAGUAGCAGUAGUAGAAGUAGUAGUGGGAAAAGACAUGGUGAAAGUAGAAAUAAAAAGAACUGUUUUCCAUCCAUGAAUACUGAAAAGGUUAAUAGUCAUAUUCCAAAAGCAAAUGAAGAGGAAGAAAAUAAUGAAUAUAAUAAAAGUAGAGGGUAUAGGAAUGCCUCGAAUUAUUACAAGUUUGGACAAGUGGAUGAUGAAUCAUCCAUAUCAAAUGAUGGCAGUGCUGUCAUGGAUGCAUAUAAAAACGAAAUGAAGGAAGACCAAUUAAUGAAUUUUAGUGGAAAUUUAUUUUCAAAAGAUCAAAUAACUGAAUCGUUGAAAGUGUUAAAUACAUUACAAGUAGAUAUUGAAAGAGUGUGUUGUUAUAUAAAACAUUUUGUAGAUCCACCGGAACAGUUAUUUAACACUAUGAUAGAUGUAUUUUUAGAUAAAUCAGUAUUAGUAAAUUCCAAAAUUGCUAUUUUUUAUGUGUAUAAUCAUUUAAUUCAAGAGUUAAGAAAUAAUUAUAAGAACGAUUUAAAUAAAUAUUAUUCAAUUGCGGAAAAGGGGCUACAUAUUUUUGUCGUUCCUGUACUGAGAUACAUAUUAUAUGAAGAUGUGAACGUUGAUAUGAUUAAUAAGUUUUAUAGGUGUAUUACCAUUUGGAAUGAAAGAAAUGUUUAUGGUAAAGUAGUUUGUGAUCAGCUAAAAUCUUUGCAAAAGAAUCCACACAAAAAAAUUAAUUUUACUGUGAAAAAUGUAUCUAGCCAAGCUCAUAGUUUAUUAUCAAAUGAAUUGUCUAAAUUUGUUCCAUUAAGUUUUAUUUUAAAGAUGCCAAGUAUAAAUAAUGAACACAAAAAAGCUUUGGAAAAUAAAAUUCUAAGUGCUCUUUUUGAGAAUAUUUCAAAGGAUACUCUGAAGGGAUUCGAUGAGAAGGAUAUUGAAGAAGCUUCUAAAAUGUCAGACAAGGUAAUGCGCAUGUACGGACAGGAAUUAAUUUUAAUAAACUCUCAAAUUUUGGAGUUAUCAUCCUUAAUAAAUGACAACAAUGAUCAUUUGAUGAAGCUGCAUAAUGCACUGGGAAAAAACUGGGGGAAUGAAGAAGGAAAAUGA